Calliphora vicina (urban bluebottle blowfly) is the source of this 1682-nucleotide messenger RNA. Its product is annotated as homeobox protein B-H1-like. The transcript has 3 exons. NCBI's taxonomy places the organism in Eukaryota, Metazoa, Arthropoda, Insecta, Diptera, Calliphoridae. Bases 66 to 1652 code for a protein of 528 amino acids. Gene Ontology annotation, molecular function: DNA binding; DNA-binding transcription factor activity, RNA polymerase II-specific. The record is from RefSeq and is a predicted model, not a curated record. Gene Ontology annotation, biological process: regulation of DNA-templated transcription.
AUUUAUCAUACAGUUUUUUUAUUAAAAAAAAGAAACGUGUAAUUGUGUUUAAGCGUUAAAAUUAUAUGAAAAGUGUUGUGGAAAUGAAAGAUUCAAUGACCAUAUUACAGCCUUCCUUAACGACAAGUGACCAUCAAAAAAUGUCCAAUAUGAAACCGAAUCGUUCACGUUUUAUGAUUAAUGACAUUUUAGCGGGUAGUGCAGCGGCCGCUGCUGCUGUCGAGGCGGCCAAUGCAGCAGCCGCUUUUUAUAAACAACAACAGCAGCAGCAACAAAACAUUAAUAAUAACAACAACAACAAUAAUAAUGAAGAUCAAUCACCUUCAAAUUCUCCACAACAUCAACAUUCCCAACAGCAACAUUUACAACAUGCCCAGCAGCAACAGCAAUAUCAACACCACCAUCAUCAACUGCAACAACUUCAGCAACAACAUCUCCAGCAACAUCCCACACAUGCACAUCAUCCUGCCUUAGGACAAACUACUAUACCUUUAGGCCAUCCGGCCCACCCUUUGGCCCAUCAUCAUCAGAAUGGUUCAUCAGGAUUGCCGCAUACACCUGCCCCUCAUAAAAUGCAUUUUCCCGUCGGCGCCACACAGAUGGGUUCGAAUGGUCUGAAUGUGGCUCAAUAUGCUGCGGCCAUGCAACAACAUUAUGCCAAUGCGGCCAAUGCUGCGGCAGCAGCACGUGCUGCGGCUGUGGAACGCAAUCAUGGUGUGGAUUUGGAUGACAGCAGUGAUUAUCAGGACAAUGAUGAUUGUGACAGUGACAAUGGCAGUGGCGGCGGAGGUGGUGGUGGUCAUAUGGAUGAUAACAGCGUCUGUAGUAAUGGUGGCAAAGAUGAAGAUGGUAAUAGCAUUAAGAGCGGCUCCACCAAUGACAUGAGCGGCUUGAGUAAAAAGCAACGUAAAGCACGCACUGCCUUUACCGAUCAUCAGCUGCAAACUUUGGAGAAAUCAUUUGAGCGCCAAAAAUACUUGAGUGUCCAGGAGCGUCAAGAAUUGGCUCACAAAUUGGAUUUGAGUGAUUGUCAAGUUAAGACUUGGUAUCAAAAUAGAAGAACAAAAUGGAAACGUCAAACUGCUGUCGGUCUAGAACUCUUAGCUGAAGCUGGUAACUUUGCUGCCUUCCAACGUCUAUAUGGUGGUUCGCCCUACAUAGGUGCUUGGCCCUAUCCCGGAGCCCAACCUGGACAUGGUGGUCCUCCUGCUUCCUCAAUUGAUUUGUAUUACAGGCAGGCUGCUGCAGCAGCAGCCAUGCAAAAACCUUUACCCUACAGUCUCUAUGCGGGAGUGCCAAAUAUGACACAUUUAGCUGGUCUACCAGUAGCGGCCGCUGCAGCACCUUUCUCACAUCUAACCGCUUCUAGUUCGCUGUCCUCCCUCAGCAGCUACUAUCAAACAGCCACGGGGGCCCAAGUUCAAGCUACAUCCCCUACAGCAGCCAAUGGACCCUCAGCCACAUCACCUCUGGGUGUCAUUAAACCCAUAGCAACCACACCCUCACCCACCCCGCUGGCGGAGUCUUCACCCAUACAACGUCCCAACACCAGAUCCCCCAGUCCUACUCUAAAUCCGGGCAGCCCACCCGGACGUUCAGUAGAUAGUUCAUCACAAGCCCAGUCAGAUGAUGAAGAUCACAUACAAGUUUGAAAUUAAUUACAACAAUAAACCAAUUAAUUA